CCUUUCAGUUGAGAAACAAACGCCGAAAGUGAAACAUCAACAACGGGAAAAUUUCGUGUGUGCUGAAGUGAUCAAGACAAGCAGAGAAUAAAGAAAAUCAAAAGAAAAACAAAAAAUGUUGUGCUCUCAUGUGUUGUUGUUGUUGGUGAAACACACAUAAGUUUCAUAAGUUUAAAAAUAAAUCCAAGUCUUGAUGCCCCGUUGUACGCAUUUACGCACCCUCGUUUUUUCGGCCGAGUAACGACAAAAUCCCAACGACAACAAAAUAAAAUAAAAUCAAAAUGUACUUAAGAAACGAAACCACAAAAAUAAAAUAAAAAUAAAAUGAAUUGGUAAAUAAAUAUGUCACUGUUGUUGUGAUAAACACAGAAGCAAAAGUCAUUUGGUAAUUUUCGCUAAAUGAAAUUUAUGGCCGGAAUAUAUUUGUUAUUUGCAUGCGGAUAAACCCUUGAAUAUUUGAUCCAAUGCGGAUUUUUGCAACACACACCACAUCAUCGAAAACAUAUAUAAACGGGGUGAAUGAAAUAGUGAGCAAAAAAAAAAUAAAACGCGGAACUUCAUAAUAAAUUUCGGUGACAACAAAAAUAUGAAUAAUGUUUCUGUGAAAUGCAAUUCAACGAAAAAAAAUAAAUAUAAAUCUGAAAACUCGUCGACAGUGCCGCCGCAGUUCAAAAGAAAUGCAACAUUCAAAUGCAGAGCAAAUAGCUGCUGUUGCUGGUGGAACCAAUUAUGAAUGUCGAUUGCUUGCUACUCCGCGCUUUGUGCAAACGCGUCUGUGAAUGUAUGCAUGCUGCCAGGGUGAUAAUGCGUCCUUUACACCAUAUCAAAGCAGUGACAAAGUAAAUUCUUAGUAAAAUUGUGCAAAAAAAAAGUUUAUUUCCAGGAAAUGUUUACGCUCGUUAAUGUGAAGCAUGAAAACGUUAUGUGAAGUUUUAAAUUGAAAGUUUCAUCUGAAUUUAAAUAUAAUUGCACAGACGAAUUAUUGUUUAAAAAUAAUGUCAAAAAAAUGCCUUUAAAUAAAAUAAUACAACAACAAUGAAAAUGAAUGGAAUUUUAAAAGCGUACCAUAAAAAAGAAAUGUACAUUGUAACUAAACAAAGAAACAAAUAAAAGAACCCAUCCAAAAAUAUCCAAUUUAUUUGGUGUUGCACAGACGAAGAACAAAAAACGCUACGGCUGGAGCAAAAAACCUCAAAAAAUUCCCAAUAAAAUAAGUGAACGAAACUGAAGAAAAAACGAACAAAAACACCAGAAAAAAAGAUGUAUGUGGAACAUUUGACAACAACAUUUUGGUUAGUCUGUCUGACAUUUGUCAGCAUACAUCAGCAGUGCCAUAAAUUAAAGAACACAAGUGUCGAAGCGGCCAUUGUGCCCCUGCAACAGCGACCAGAUGUGGCUGGCGGCCUGCUUUCACGACAGCAACAAAAAACUGUGGCCCAACGUCGUUUUGCUGGGCGGCCAACUGAGGAAGUAAUAGGUGACGUUGAAAACCUAGUUACCGAAAUAAACAAAAAACUUGUCCAAAAUGCAUCAUCGACGCGAACAGACAAAGAACACGACUUGUUGGCGGAAGUCAUAAAAGAAAAUUCAAUAAACAGCAUUUCGCCCAGUGCGCCAGAGGAGGAGAGCACUCAGCUCGGUGUCAAUGCCAACCGUAAUGAGGCAAAUGCAACCAAUACCAUGGUAAAUCAUGUCACUAAUUUAAGAAAAUCUAGAACACUCAGCGACUCCCUCGGCGAACACAAGAGAGUCCACCUAAAGAGUAUUAAACAAAAACCACCAAAGAUUGAUGGCGAAAUUUUGGUACAGGACUUUAAGGAAAAUCUACAACAGCUCUUAAAGAGCCACGCCAAUGAUGAUAAAAGGAACCACAAAGUUGGUACCAAUGGCAACAGCUUUGGCUUCGGCAGCAGCAGCAGCAGCAUUAAUAAAUCACCCAACGAUAAUGCAUAUCUUAUGGCCACUUCAACCAGCUCAACUAUAAAGCGUGCUGUCUCCUCACUACCGGUUACACCACAGCCACGAACCACUUCAAUGGCAUAUCCGUUCUCCAACUAUGGCUAUGGCAGCAGCAGCAGCAGUAGUAGUAACACCAACGCCAGCAACAAUGGCCACAGCUACGGCACGGCGAAACAACAGCCACCUUUGGAGCGACGUCACAUCGUGCCCGAAAAAUUGCAAUACACCAGAGAGAUUACCAUCAAACAGGGUCGCCUUAUGGGCAUUAGACGUAAUUUUCAUCCCUCUGCGGGUAUACGUGAUGUUGAUCAAUAUCUUGGCAUACCAUAUGCUGAAGCUCCGGUGGGCAGUCGUCGUUUUAUGCCACCAGGUACCCCUCUUCCCUGGCAAGGCUUAAAAAUGGCCCACCACAUGCCACCGGUGUGCCCACAAAAAUUACCGGAUAUGUCUCCGCAGGGCACAGCGAAAAUGUCCAAAAGUCGUUAUCGUCACCUGACACGUUUGUUGCCCUAUCUGAAAGCGGAAAGUGAAGACUGUUUGUAUUUGAAUGUCUAUGUGCCAAAUACAAAUGGCAAUGACGAUGCCGGUCGGAGCUCAGCCGGCGGUAGCAGUACGACCACCACAACAACCACAGCCUCAUUCGAUCCAGAGGAUUCCUACGAACAUCGUCCUUUGUAUCCGGUUAUUGUGUACAUACAUGGUGAAUCGUUUGAAUGGAAUAGCGGAAAUGCCUACGAUGGCUCCGUGCUGGCCAGCUACGGCGAAGUUAUCGUGGUUACGGUCAACUAUCGCAUUGGCAUUUUAGGCUUCAUGCGACCGAGUAUUAAUGAAAAUACUGUUGCCAACUUUGGUCUGUUGGAUCAAAUUGCUGCCCUGCACUGGAUAAAGGAGAACAUACACUCCUUUGGCGGCGAUAAGGACAGUGUCACUUUAAUGGGCCAUUCGACGGGUGCUGCUUGUGUCAACUAUCUGAUGAUCUCGCCCGUAGCUUCAGGUUUAUUUCAUCGUGCCAUUUUGAUGUCGGGCUCGGCCAUGUCUGAUUGGUCAGCGACUAAUCAUUCGUUGCAGCUCACCAUGCAAAUCGCCCAUGGCCUUAAUUGUCCCCUUAAUGACGACAAUGAAGAGAUGUUAUCGUGUUUGCGACAAAAGCGCUAUCAGGACAUUAUGAAGAUACCAACAUCUUUGUCACAAUUUUCAACAUCAUUGGGUCCCAUUGUCGAUGGUCAUGUUAUACCCAAUCAACCCUAUAAAGUAAUGGGCCAAUACACAGAACACUUUAGCCGCUAUGAUUUAUUAUUUGGCAUAACCGAGUCGGAGUCGUAUCAUACACUAGGUGCUGUGGCUCUGGAUGAAGGAUUACGUGAAAAUGAACGCGAUAAUUUAUUGCGUUUCUAUAUGCAAAGCCGCUUUGAUGUUCGACCGGAUCUGGCAUUGGCGGCCACACUCAAGAAAUACAGCGACAUGUACACAAACCCCAUAAAGGCCACCAAUAUGGAACAUCGAGAUGUCGUCUUGGAUAUAUUGUCCGAUGCUCGUGUGGUCGGUCCUUUGUUGCAGACCGGUCUAUUCCAUGCUGAGGUGAAUCGUCGAAAUUACAUGUACGUGUUCGGUCACAACAGCUUCGGAGGACCUCAUGCCAGUUUACCCCACAGCAUUGCGGGCGAGGAAUUGGCCUUCGUUUUUGGAGCACCACUAGCAUCAGCUGGCCUCUUCCAUGGCAUCCACUACACGCCUCAAGAGAAACUAUUGGCCGAGGCUGUUAUGUCGUAUUGGUGCAAUUUCGCCAAGACUGGGAAUCCAAAAGCACCAUGGAAGGAGAGUUUCAUAAAUCUGCAUGCAUUGGAAUGGGAUCGCUAUGAUUUAGAAUGGCCAGAAUUCAAUAAGCGUUCGCAGGCAUACAUGAAUAUUGGAAUACCACCAUCUAUCGGUUAUAAAUAUCGACAAGUCUACAUGCAUUUUUGGAAUAAAGAAUUGCCCGAUGAACUCAAUCAAAUUGCACACAUCCAACAGCAGCCAUUUUUGGAGGCCAACUAUGCCAACACAAUGCCCUCGCUAACGCCAUUGCCACCUGCAGGAACCACGGCAAUUUACCCCAAACAUUAUGGUGCAAGUGGCGGUGCUGGUGGUGCUGGCGGUGGCAUCGGCAUGGUUGGCAGUGAAGUAAUAACCGGUCAUAUGAAUAAAUUUGGAGCACGUGAUAAUGGCGCCGAAGAUCCGGUCCGAACGCUGAAGGUGCUAAUGCAAGAACCAAACUCGUAUCAACGCCAGAAGCAGCCAUCAGAGACUGCCGAAAAUAUGUAUAACGCCCCGCCCUCCACCACGUAUGUGGGCAAGGUGCGACAUCGUCCCGGCAAUGCAGAGGAGGGCGGCGAGGCUCGUAAUUACGAGUUGAAUUACAACAACGGCUAUGGUUUUGUGGCUCGUGCCCCCACCACCACCUCGGCAUCAAUUUAUGGCAUACGCCAUUACGAUGCCAGCGGGCAGGGUGUAGCCGGGCCGGGCAGAGUGGGUGAUAAUUUUGAGCCAACUCAAUUUAGCCAUCCCUACUCGGGCAACAAUGGCAAUUACGUAAAUGAAGACAAUAAAGCCGCCGUCGUCGAUGGCAUUGUGGAAGAGGAGGACAGCCAGGAGCAUGUGGCCAAAUCGGAAACAACACUCCAGCUGCUGAUUGGCCUGAUUAUCAUUUUCAUAAUAUUGAAUGUCAUCAUCUAUUCGACGAUUUUAAUGCAGAAGAAAAAGAAGACGCAAACAAUGCAGCGCAAGCUGGGCACAGGUAUUUUGACAGCCUACGAUGGCACCAAUGACGAUGACUUGAAGCGUUCCAAGCCCAGUACCCAUCAAGAUGAUGGUGACAGCUAUAUUAUGGAUGCGGUGAGAAAAUCAAAUACCUAUGAGGCGGUUAAGACCGAAAGAUCCUCCAUGAAUGGCUUUAAAAUGACAAGGCAAUUAAGUUGCUCCACCGUGGACACACACACAAAGGUGAGCGAGUGGAUGGGCCAAAAUAAGGUAGCAUUGCCGCGAAGAAGCAGCAGUAACAAGGACUCGAAGAAAUCAUCCUCCUUUUCCUCGAUUGGAGGCAGUGGAUCAUUUGGCAAACAUCCGCUCAAGGUCAGUGUUGCCAUUGAUGCCACAUCUGAGACGCGAGGUAGCAGUGUCAUGGAACAGGAACCCAUAGAGGUGACCAAAAGUAAGGCCAAUCGGAUCAUAUGCCAGGAGGUGGAGGUGGAAGAUCAGGAACUCUUGACACCCCAAGACUCGCUGGAUAACAGUCGCUAUACCCUGAUGCGCCAGCAUUCGGCUGUUACCGAAGCCUGUGACAGCGAGCUCAUACAGCCGAUGCACUCCCAUUCAAGAUCUGAUCCCGUCGAUAUGUACUAUCGCCUGGAUCCUGAACAAGAAGAAAAGGUUACCAGCUUCAUGCAGGCCGAGACGGGAAAUAAUCAAGAUAUUAAUGUCACAAGUAAGGAUGACAGUGAUGAAUGGCCCCACGAAAGCCUGACACUGGAACAACAAGUCGAUGUCAUUAAACGACGGAAAUAUCCCAAGGUUCUGCCCACAUUCAUGCAACGUGACCGUGAGACAGAAUCUCCACCCAUGACCAAGGAUUUAUCCACCACUUACAAACGUAACUCCUUGCCUCCCAACUCCUUUUUCCUGCAUCACACUCAACUGCAACAGAUGAAGCAGCAUCCUCCCUUACCCCCACCCCGAACUGUGGCCACACUGGGAAGGAAACCAUCACUGGGACGCAGGAACAGCAACAACAUUACCACUUCGCCGGUCAUGCUGGCCCAAGACUGCACCGAAGAGGAAGAAGAACCGAAAAUAACACAAAACACUUUGAUUGUGGGUUCAUUGAAACCCACCGAAGGCUACUAUUCCACGCUGAAGAGGAAGAACAAGCCCCCACAAAUUGAGACUAAUACAAGUAAUUUCCAACAACAGCAAUCAGUAUUUCAAUCAUUUGAGUCAUCGCCCAUCUACGAGACACCUGAACGAGAAGUGACAGCACAUCUGACGCAGAAAGUCUACAGCAUACAGGCACCAGCAACUAAUCCACAACAACAGCAGCAGCAGCAACAUCAUCCGUCAUGUUAUGCCUCCGAACCGAGUACACCAGUGACAACAACAGCGUGCACCAACAUGCCCGUUUAUGCCCAACCCAAAAAAUCGCACAUACCCAGGAUAAUUGGAGCAGCAGCAACAUUAGCGGCCAACACCAGCCUAAUACAUUCCACAAUAGCACAGACAGCAGCCACUUCACCCACCAACGCAUCAUCGUCGUCGUCAUCAUCACCGUCAUCGGCAGCCACAUUAUCAGCAUCCACUAAAGCCACAGAUACUACUAAUUGCUGUCAAGUUACACCAAUGCAACUGGAUGACAAUCAAGUGUCAUCCAAGGAAACUUUACAAACACCUGAUGUAGCGGAAAUGGCAACAGUAACAACGACAACAACACCACAAUCAGCCACCGGUGAUAUAUCAACAGAAGAACAACAACAACCGACCAUGUCACAAUCACGUAUACCGCAAUUACAUAGAAAUGCAAAUGUAACUCCCCAGCAGCACACCCAGAUGCAUCAUCAGCAGCAGCACCAACAUUACCCACAGUAUCAGCAUCAACAUCAGUACCAGCAUCAGAACCAGCAGCCAAAUCAGCACAAACAGCUUAUCAAUAAGGAUAAAACAAAUGCAAAUAUAAUACCCCUGGCAACAAACAUAUUGACAUCAAUUCCAAACAUAACUUGGGAUCCCAACGUGCAGACUUCGCAUGCAAAGCAGGACCCGGCCUGUUCCUCUUUGCCGUCGUCGGGUGUUCCGAUGACAAAGACAAGUGCUACGGAUGAAGCUGUCAGAGGCUACGACGAUGUCAGAGUCUUAUCGUCAUCAUCAGCACAUCCAUCGAACAGGAAACCUGCAUCUGUAACAUCUUCAUGUUCAUCAUCGUCGUCCUCGUCCUCGGCGGCAUCAUCGAUGCAAUCAAACUCAGCCACAUCAUCGUCGUCCUCAUCAACAACGUCUUCAUCGACGGGCACAGUGCGCACUGAACUGCAACAUAUGCAACACCAGCAGCAGCAACAACAACAACACCAGCAUCAACACCAAUACCACUAAUCAUCAAUAGAGUCAAGUGAUGACAAAGUGACUCUUUGCACAUCAACACUUUGCGACACACAACCGACAUACGUGUUAUGUACAUUUUCUACGUUUUUCUUUUUAUUGCCUCUUCUUCUUUCCUUCUCUUUUUUUUUGUAAAUAUGAAAAUAUGAUUUCCUUACUUGCAUUCAUGUUCAUUCAUGUAUUCAUAUUUCAUUUCUUCAUUUUUUUAAUAAUUCUAUUUUGUUGCUUAUCGUAAAGGAAAAUAUUUUUACAAUGAAAUAGUAUUAAAUAACUUUAAAAUAAAUAAACAAAAAACAAAACGGAUUGAAAAUUA
Molecule: messenger RNA, 7393 nt
Organism: Musca domestica (house fly)
Lineage: Eukaryota; Metazoa; Arthropoda; Insecta; Diptera; Muscidae
Exons: 11
Coding region: 1261-7074 (1937 amino acids)
Biological process (GO): modulation of chemical synaptic transmission; neuron cell-cell adhesion; postsynaptic membrane assembly
Cellular component (GO): cell surface; postsynaptic membrane; synapse
Molecular function (GO): signaling receptor activity; neurexin family protein binding
Source: RefSeq, a predicted model, not a curated record